GUCAGUGAUAUAGACCUCAUAGAGAUUCACCCAAAGUCCACUUCGGGUUCAAAACAGCUCAUGGAAAGCUUUCUCCCAGCCACUGGCUACCGGGGCCGGUACUACGACCUCUCCUAUGUUAACGGGAGCCACCGGGAGACAGGUACAAGCGAGGGGGAACAAACCGGACACGGAUAUCACCUGCAUGAGAUGGCCACAGGGAGCACAUCUGCCCUCACCUACAGCCCAGGCUCUUUCUCACACACACACACCUCUCAGACACACACCUCAGACACACACACCGGGCGGUCGAAGCGGAGGCGUGUGAUCAACGUGGGCCAGCGUCAGGCGGCGAACGUCCGGGAGAGGAAGAGGAUGUUCAGUCUGAACGAGGCAUUUGACGAGCUGCGGAGGAAAGUGCCGACCUUUGCCUACGAGAAGAGGCUGUCACGCAUUGAGACACUCCGCCUCGCCAUCGUUUACAUCUCCUUCAUGACAGACCUGUUAGAGAACACCUGACCUGAUCAGGAUCACAUAGAUCCAUCAGGGUUAUCAGAGCCAGGUCGAUUAAUCAGACUGGUUAGUUUGAUUGAUACUUCACCUCGCCAUUGUCUACAUCUCCUUCAUGACGGACCUGUCAGAGAACACCUGACCUGAUCUAUCAGUGUGAUCAGAACCAGAUUGAUUGAUUAAUUGGUUAAUUGAUCAGAUAUUCAGUUAAUGGCGGACCUAUACUGGUAAACAGCUGAUCAGGAUCUAUCUGAGUGAUCAGAUAUCAGAUUGAUUAUACUGAUUAUAUCAUAUGUAUUUAUGGAAUAUCAAGUUUUAGAAUCGGGCUAUGGUUGUUAACAUAUAUACAUUUAAUAUCAAGUAGCUAUUUAUACUGUUUUUAUAGUGUUGUAGAAAUGUGUUAUUAACAUUAUUCUGAAAAUAAUAAUAAUCCUACAAACACUUGGGCUCAGCUUAGUUUUUAUUCAUCUCAAGUGAAAUGAUAUGUGCCUGAGCAAGAAAAACAACACUUGU
Coregonus clupeaformis (lake whitefish) is the source of this 1002-nucleotide messenger RNA. RefSeq names its product protein Fer3 (gene ferd3l). Gene Ontology annotation, biological process: developmental process; regulation of transcription by RNA polymerase II. Lineage: Eukaryota; Metazoa; Chordata; Actinopteri; Salmoniformes; Salmonidae. The record is from RefSeq and is a predicted model, not a curated record. The transcript has a single exon. Gene Ontology annotation, molecular function: DNA-binding transcription factor activity, RNA polymerase II-specific; RNA polymerase II transcription regulatory region sequence-specific DNA binding; protein dimerization activity. Bases 61 to 498 code for a protein of 145 amino acids.